AAACGAAUUGUACCUCGUAAUUAAACCGUCUGAUAUUAGCUCAUGAGGGAAGGCUGGGCUGUUUUUCAAUAGUAGCUGUGUCAGUGAAAGCAGCAUCUGAUUGCUCCAAGCAUUACGUGGCCUCUGUCAUUAAUUGCCACAAACGAUUUGGUCUAUUGGAUUAGAUUGGAAGACAGAGACACCCUUAAAAAAAAAUGCAAACCCUGACAAAGAUGACCUUUGAGGCAGGGAGUAGAGUGAAGCUGCUGUUUGACUUCUGGGAUGUGCAGGGACCCGCAGGGAUGGUGUUGUCUGUGUUCGUGGUCCUCCUGUUGACAGUGUUCUACGAGCUGCUGAAGGUGUGGAAAGUCCAGCUGGGAAAGCCCUUAAAGCAGCCCACUCAGCCAGCCUUCCCACUGCCCUUCCCCCCUCCCCUCCACUCCUCAGACUGCCAGGGAAGCAGCGCCGUGUUUGCCAGUAGCCUGUCAGAGUCUUCUCUGGCCCCCACGGAACAGGCUGCUCCCACUCCCUCCCCCAUGAACAGAUGGCGUCUUCAUGGUAUCCAGACAGCCAUACACAUCCUGCAGGUGACUCUGGGCUACAUACUGAUGCUGUGUGUCAUGUCCUACAACACCUGGAUCUUCCUGGGGGUCAUCUUGGGCUCUGUCCUGGGAUACUUCAUAUGGUUCCCUCUACUGGGUCAAAUCUGAUCAAACAGCGGAAUCGAAAAAGUCCUUUUCCUGGACUACAGAUCUACAGGGACUAGAUAUCCCAUACCUGUUGAUCAAAGAUUUGAUCUGAAGAGCAUAUCGUACAAACUCCCAUGGUGUUUGUCAUUCUGACUCUGUUGUGCACUGAUGCGCAAUAGAUCUCCCUGUGACUGUCGCUUAUCAAGUUACCUGAAGUGGAAGGUUGUCACAGUAUUUCUUCCCUACUUAUACAUGAUCUUAUGUAAAAAGCAAGAUGGAGACUUCCAUAUAGUGACAGAUGUACACAGAGUACAGCAUGGUAGAUGAGCGAUCAAGCACACCCAUGGUACCUUUUUAUCACAAAGUUUCAUCAAGUUUUACAUUUUGUGUUCAAGCAAGGCAACUGUUACCCUGUACUAUGUACUACACAUCCACAGUCAUAAUUUUGACCAGGGCCCGUGAGUAGCUACAGGGCUUGAGUUCAAUGUUGUCAACCUGUGGUUACUUGACUUAAGGCAGGGCUGCCCAACCCUCUUCCUGGAGAUCUACUGUCCUGUAGGUUUUCUGUCCAACCCUAAUUUAGGAUAUCUAAUUAGUAGAAUCAGGUGUGUUUAAAUUAGGGUUGGAAUGAAAACCCACAGGACUGUAGAUCUCCAGGAAGAGGUUUGGGCAGCCCUGACCUAAGGUUUGUCAUUCUACCAUUUCACUCCAAGGUCAGACUUCCAGCCAGCACUAUAGUCACAAGACAACAUUGAGGAAUUGCCACCUUGACAGCACAGAAGCAUGUGAUGGAGUAUUGUAAACUCCAUAGAUACCCAAUGAGCCUGACAUGCAGUAACAGAUUGUUCUAGUGCUCUGAAAUACAGAGGAGAACAGAAUCUGGGUCAUGUUGUGUUUUUUAAUCAUUUGCAAGAGAGCCACUGUAGAGAAACCAACCAUUUAGUGCCUUUUAUAUCCAAUAAACAGAUGGAUAUUUAUUUUAAUUAGCUAUUUUCUGUUGAAUUAUCCAGUAGCCUAGUUUGAAAACAUGAAUGAAUGCAAUACUUUUUUUAAUGCCCAAUUGAUUUAUAAAGUCAACUGAAAGUAGAUAACGGACUACUCAUACAAGGCUUCUAAAGUGGUUUUGUUCAAAAAGUUCCAAUUGAGAAAUACCCAUGUAGACACUGUUGUUUUAGUGUAAUUUUAUUCUAAUUAUCAAUAAAUACCACCAACUUUAAGAA
Molecule: messenger RNA, 1888 nt
Organism: Salvelinus fontinalis (brook trout)
Lineage: Eukaryota; Metazoa; Chordata; Actinopteri; Salmoniformes; Salmonidae
Product: probable low affinity copper uptake protein 2
Exons: 4
Coding region: 195-689 (164 amino acids)
Biological process (GO): copper ion transmembrane transport
Cellular component (GO): membrane
Molecular function (GO): copper ion transmembrane transporter activity
Source: RefSeq, a predicted model, not a curated record